AUGGCUGACCUCGAUGAGAGCAACCUCCGACGCUACCUUGACGAAGCGGUAAGUGCAGCACAUGAAGCAGGAAACCUAAUGCUGGAAUGCUUUGCGCGCAAUGACGCUCAUACGUCAGUAGAGGAAAAGGCCUCAAAUGCAGAUUUGGUGACCAAGUAUGAUCGCCAAGUGGAAGAAUUAGUUCUUACUCGCUUAAGGGCCUGUGCACCCGAUUUCGGAGUGGUUGCAGAGGAGACGGCGAGCAAAGAGGAGCUAACAGAUGCCCCAACAUGGGUCGUCGAUCCCAUUGAUGGCACCACAAACUUCAUCCAUCGACAGGCUGAAUGCUGCGUUCUCAUCGGCCUGGCUGUGCGGAAGCGUGCAGUGCUGGGUGUUUGCUUCAUCCCGAAGAUGGAUGAGCUUUACACAGCGAUCAAGGGGCAUGGAGCCUUUUGCAACGGACGAAGGAUUGCCUCAAGUGGCUGCAAGGACCUGACCAAAGCCAUGGUCAAUCUUCAUUUUCCUUCUUAUUCUCGAGGGCCAAAAGUCCUAGAGAGAAUUUUGGGUGUUAACCAUGACUUGCUUGCUCAUCCCGUCCGAGCAAUACGCAGUGGUGGUUCUGCGGGUGUGGACAUGAUGCACGUGGCGCGUGGGCGGUUGGACGCAUACUUCGAGGUUGGUAUUUAUCCUUGGGAUGUUUGUGCAGGGCAAAUUAUUGUGGAAGAGGCUGGAGGUGUGUGUCUGGACACAAUGGGUGGCAAGUUCGAUCUUUCUUCCCGGCGUGUCAUGGUUGCUUCCUCUUCUGAGUUGGCCAGCCAGUUGGCGGUGCAUUUGCGACGGCGCUGUUAUGACACGCUUGAUGCUGAGAACUACCAGUGUUCCAAGGAGGAAGCUGACUUGAAGAGGAGGAAGACCUAG
Messenger RNA from Durusdinium trenchii, 897 nucleotides. NCBI's taxonomy places the organism in Eukaryota, Dinophyceae, Suessiales, Symbiodiniaceae. The record is from the annotation of a GenBank genome assembly.